Messenger RNA from Pan troglodytes (chimpanzee), 5345 nucleotides. It is a transcript of the gene MUCL3, whose product is annotated as mucin like 3. Bases 1 to 4239 code for a protein of 1412 amino acids. NCBI's taxonomy places the organism in Eukaryota, Metazoa, Chordata, Mammalia, Primates, Hominidae. The record is from RefSeq and is a predicted model, not a curated record. The transcript has 3 exons.
AUGGCCCAGCCGGUCCACAGCCUCUGCUCCGCCUUUGGCCUCCAGUGCUGCCUCCUCUUCCUUCUAGCUUCUUGGGGGGCAGGUGCUACUACAUUCCAAGAAUAUCAGAAAACUGGGGAACUCUCAACAUCCGAUCACAUAUUUCCCCUCACUCCAGGCCUUGUUUAUAGUAUCCCUUUUGAUCACAUUGUUCUGCAUUCAGGACAAAGACCUCCAGAGCUCCCUAAAUCUACAGAAAUCCAUGAGCAAAAACGCCACUGCAACACCACACGCCAUUCUAAGCCAACUGACAAGCCUACAGGCAACUCCAAAACUACAGACCACAAAAGCUCUACAGAUAAUCAUGAGGCUCCUCCCACUUCUGAAGAAAACUCCAGCAACCAAGGGAAAGACCCAAUGAUCCGGAACCAGCGCUCUGUUGAUCCUGCUGACUCCACCACCACACAUAAAGAAUCCGCUGGAAAAAAACAUAUAACGUCAGCACCCAAGAGCAAAAUAAACUGUCGUAAGUCCACAACAGGCAAAUCAACGGUAACAAGAAAAUCAGAUAAAACUGGAAGACCUUUGGAAAAGUCCAUGAGUACUUUGGAUAAGACAAGUACCAGCUCACAUAAGACUACAACUUCCUUCCACAACUCAGGCAAUUCACAGACCAAGCAAAAAAGCACAUCUUUUCCAGAAAAAAUCACAGCAGCCUCAAAAACAACAUACAAGACCACAGGAACCCCAGAAGAGUCAGAAAAAACUGAAGAUUCCAGAACAACAGUUGCCUUAGACAAGCUCCUGACAAAAACUACAAAAAACAUACAAGAGACCACAUCAGCCAAUGAGAUCACACAAUCUCUAGCAGAGCCUACAGAACAUGGAGGAAGGACAGCCAAUGAGAACAACACACCAUCCCCAGCAGAGCCUACAGAAAAUAGAGAAAGGACAGCCAAUGAGAAGACCACACAAUUCCCAGCAGAGCCUACAGAAAAUAGAGAAAGGACAGCCAAUGAGAACACCACACCAUUCCCAGCAGGGCCUACAGAACAUGGAGAAAGGACAGCCAAUGAGAACACCACACUAUCCCCAGCAGAGCCUACAGAACAUGGAGAAAGGACAGCCAAUGAGAACACUACACCAUCCCCAGCAGAGCCUACAGAACAUGGAGAAAGGAUAGCCAAUGAGAAGACCACACCAUCCCCAGCAGAGCCUACAGAAAAUGGACAAAGGACCCCAUUUGCCAAUGACAAAACCACAUCAUCCUCAGCAGAGUCUACAGAACAUGGAGAAAGGACCCCACUGGCCAACGAGAACACCACACCAUCCCCAGCAGAGCCUACAGAAAAUAGAGAAAGGACAGUCAAUGAGAACACCACACCAUCCCCAGCAGGGCCUACAGAAAAUAGAGAAACGACAGCCAACGAGAAGACCACACUAUCCCCAGCAGAGCCUACAGAAAAUAGAGAAACAACAGCCAAUGAGAAGACCACACCAUCCCCAGCAGAGCCUACAGAAAAUGGACAAAGGACCCCAUUUGCCAAUGAGAAAACCACAUCAUCCUCAGCAGAGCCUACAGAACGCGGAGAAAGGACCCCACUGGCCAAUAAGAACACCACACCAUCCCCAGCAGAGCCUACAGAAAAUAGAGAAAGGACAGCCAAUGAGAAGACCACACCAUUCCCAGCAGAGCCUACAGAAAAUAGAGAAAGGACAGCCAAUGAGAACACCACACCAUCUCCAGCAGAGCCUACAGAAAAUGGAGACAGGACUCCACUGGCCAAUGAGAAGACCACACCAUCUCUAGCAGAGCCUACAGAAAAUGGACAAAGGACCCCAUUUGCCAAUGAGAAGACCACAUCAUCCUCAGCAGAGCCUACAGAACACGAAGAAAGGACUCCACUGGCCAAUGAGAACACCACACCAUCCCCGGCAGAGCCUACAGAAAAUAGAGAAAGGACAGCCAAUGAGAACACCACACCAUCCCCAGCAGGGCCUACAGAAAAUAGAGAAAUGACAGCCAACGAGAAGACCACACUAUUCCCAGCAGAGCCUACAGAAAAUAGAGAAAGGAUAGCCAAUGAGAAGACCACAUCAUCCCCAGCAGAGCCUACAGAAAAUGGACAAAGGACCCCAUUUGCCAAUGAGAAAACCACAUCAUCCUCAGCAGAGCCUACAGAACACGGAGAAAGGACCCCACUGGCCAAUGAGAACACCACACCAUCCCCAGCAGAGCCUACAGAAAAUAGAGAAAGGACAGCCAAUGAGAACACCACACCAUCCCCAGCACAGCCUACAGAAAAUGGAGACAGGACUCCAUUGGCCAAUGAGAAGACCACAUCAUCUCUAGCAGAGCCUACAGAAAAUGGAAAAAGGACCCCAUAUGCCAAUGAGAAGACCACAUCAUCCUCAGCAGAACCUACAGAACACGAAGAAAGGACUCCACUGGCCAAUGAGAACACCACACCAUCCCCAGCAGAGCCUACAGAAAAUAGAGAAAGGACAGCCAAUGAGAAGACCACACAAUUCCAAGCAGAGCCUACAGAAAAUAGAGAAAGCACAGCCAAUGAGAAGACCACAGCAUUCCCAGCAGAGCCUACAGAAAAUAGAGAAAGGACAGCCAAUGAGAACACCACACCAUCCCCAGAAGAGCCUACAGAACAUGGUAAAAGGACAGCCAAUGAGAACACCACACUAUCCCCAGCAGAGCCUACAGAACAUGAAGAAAUGACCCCAUCGGCCAAUGAGAAGACCACACUAUCCCCAGCAGAGCCUACAGAAAAUGGAGAAAGGACCCCAUUUACCAAUGAGAAGACCACACCAUCCUUAGCAGAGCCUACAGAACAUGGAGAAAGGACCCCACUGGCCAAUGAGAUCACCACACCAUCCCGAGCAGAGCCUACAGAACAUGGAGAAAGGACAGCCAAUGAGAAGGCCACACCAUCCCCAGCAAAGCCUACAGAACAUGGAGAAACAACAGUCAAUGAGGACACCACACCAUCCUCAGCAGAGCCUACAGAAAAUGGAGAAAGGACCCCACUGGCCAAUGAGAACACCACAUCAUCCCCAACAGAGUCUAUAGAACAUGGAGAAAGGACAGCCAAUGAGAAGACCACACCAUCCCCAGCAGAGCCUACAGAACAUGGAGAAAGGACACCAUCAGCCAAUGAGAAGACCAUACCAUCUCCAGCAGAGCCUACAGAACACGAAGAAAUGACCCCAUCGGCCAAUGAGAACACCACACCAUCCCCAGUAGGGCGUAUAGAACAUGGAGAAAAGACUACAUUGGCCAAUGAGAAGAUCACACUAUCCCCAGAAGGGCCUACAGAACAUGGAGCAAAAACUACGUCGGCCAAUGAGAAGAUCACACCAUCCCUAGCAAAGCCUACAGAACAUGGAGAAAGGACCACAUCACCCAAUGACAAGAUCACCUCAUCUGCAGCAGAGUCUACAGAACAUAGAGAUAGGGCUACAUCAGCCAAUGUGAUCACACCAGCCCCAGCAGAGCCUAUAAAACAUGCAAAAAGGACCACAUUGGCCCAGGAGAAGAUGACACAAGUCACAGAAAAGUCCACAGAACACCCAGAAAAGACCACGUCAACCACAGAGAAAACCACAAGAACCCCAGAAAAGCCUACGCUAUACUCAGAGAAGACCAUAUGCACCAAAGGGAAAAACAUACCAGUCCCAGAAAAGCCUACAGAAAACCCGGGGAACACCACACUGACCACUGAGACCAUAAUAGCCCCAGUAAAGUCCACAGAAAACCCAGAAAAAACAGCAGCAGUCACAAAGACUAUAAAACCUUCAGUCAAGGUCACAGGAGACAAAUCUCUCACUACUACCUCUUCUGAUCUAAAUAAAACUGAAGUUACUCAUCAGGUGCCCACUGGUUCUUUCACCCUCAUUACAUCUAGAACGAAGCUGAGUUCUAUCACAUCAGAAGCCCCAGGCAACGAGAGCCAUCCAUACCUCAAUAAAGAUGGCUCACAGAAAGGUAUCCACGCUGGACAGAUGGGAGAGAAUGAUUCAUUCCCUGCAUGGGCCAUAGUUAUUGUGGUCCUGGUGGCUGUGAUUCUCCUCCUGGUGUUCCUUGGCCUGAUCUUCUUGGUCUCCUAUAUGAUGCGGACACGCCGCACACUAACCCAGAACACCCAGUACAAUGAUGCAGAGGAUGAGGGUGGCCCCAAUUCCUACCCGGUCUACCUGAUGGAGCAGCAGAAUCUUGGCAUGGGCCAGAUCCCUUCCCCACGGUGAUCUUGGAGUAGGCGCCCAGCCCUGGCUCUUCCAUGCUCUGCCCCUUUCCUGGAUGAGGAACUGGACUCACAAUUUCUAUUUCCUGGACUACAGGAAGGGCAGAGAAUACUGACGGUUACCAGUAUUAACCCUUCAUCUGUUCUUGAAACUGGUUGGGGAAUGAGGUGAUAAGCAAGGAGGGUGUAAGUUUAGGGGACAAAGAAGAAAGAAUGAAUAAUACGAGCAGACAUUCUCUGUAGAAGGUGAUGGUCUGAGAAUGAAAAGGUGUUUGAUGGACAUGUUGUGGGGGCACCAAUGCAGAACACUGCACUGAGUCCUAAAGGAAGGACAGGAGCCUUAUAGGCAAUGCCCCAGACUGACUUGUGAGUGGGGUUUAUGGGGAAAGGGAGGGAAUGAGGGCACAGUCUCUGGGUUUCAGGACAGCAUUAUGUUAUUUCCAUUCACUAUUACUUAAGAGUUUGUGUGUAAACAGGCUCAUCUCUGAGUUCUCAGGACCCUUGCCCACCCCCCCCAUUUUUUUAAUGAAAAAAAAAAAUACAAAAAAAACGGAUCCAAGAAGAAAAGAGAAUUUAUUUCCUUCUCCACUCUCUCCAUGCCCUGGAGAAAAAAAAGUCCAGAAGAAAUCAUAAAUAUCUCUCGUCCACAUGGUUGCUUCCUCUUCCUCCCAAAUCCCUUAGUUUUCCUAAACGUCUACAGUGGACGCCCUGUUGGUUUGGCUUGCUGGGUUGUGGGUGGACACGCAAGGAGGGGAUUUUUAUUUGGCCAGCAGUCUCACCCACUGAUCUCCACCCCAGACCUUCCCUGAUGGUGUCUCAGCAUUUAUUUUCCUGUCUCUUCCACCAAAAGUCAGCUGUAGCUUUAUCUCAUAAAAGUUACCCAUCUUCUCUACUGUCCCCAUUCUCUCUCCUCCCACCUUCACCCCAGAUUCCAGUUUUCCUCCUUGUAGGCAUUUCAUCUGUGUGUGUUUUCUGGAUUUUCUCUCUCUCUUCUUAUGGCCAUUUCACCUUAUUACUGAUUGGGCAGAGGGGGAAAAGGAGAAUGAUGAUGAUAGUUUCCUUCUGUCUAUUGACCUUUUUUAUAAUAAAGUAUAACAUGUUUAUAAAGGG